Messenger RNA from Colletotrichum orchidophilum, 381 nucleotides. RefSeq lists its product as uncharacterized. NCBI's taxonomy places the organism in Eukaryota, Fungi, Ascomycota, Sordariomycetes, Glomerellales, Glomerellaceae. The coding region runs from base 1 to 381 and encodes 126 amino acids. The record is from RefSeq and is a predicted model, not a curated record. The transcript has 2 exons.
AUGGCCCAGGCCCCGCCUUCGUGGCAGAGGCUGUUGGGGCUGCUGUCGGUGCUUCUGGCACUGAUCCUCGGCGUCUCGGCCAGGGAGCACGGUGCUGCUGCCACCGGCUGCCCCGCUGAUUUCGCAUCGGCCCCGAUCACCGCCAUUUCUGCCGGUUUCGACAACAGCACCGAUGUUGCUGAGACUCAAGCAGAGCGCUCGCACGUCGAGAAGCUCGAGGCGACUAGCUUGCACGGCAGGGGCGCCCGAUCUAGCUUCGAGGCUUUCCGAGUCCAGAUCCCGGCCUCGUGUAACACUCCUAGCAUGAAGAGCUCCCUCAUCGAGCUCCCCAUCAGCUUCGCCAGUCUGCACAUGCACCUGCAGAACAUCCGAACCAAAUAA